Molecule: messenger RNA, 1653 nt
Organism: Botrytis sinoallii
Lineage: Eukaryota; Fungi; Ascomycota; Leotiomycetes; Helotiales; Sclerotiniaceae
Exons: 4
Coding region: 1-1653 (550 amino acids)
Biological process (GO): secondary metabolite biosynthetic process; amino acid activation for nonribosomal peptide biosynthetic process
Cellular component (GO): cytoplasm
Molecular function (GO): phosphopantetheine binding
Source: RefSeq, a predicted model, not a curated record
AUGGACUCUCAAAUUAAGCUUCGUGGACAACGCAUUGAGCUCGUAGAGAUCGAACUGCAGCUCAUCAAAGCUCUUCCCCAGGACACCUACUCUGUGAUGCCUUUCAAUGGUAAUGGAAAGACUGAUCGCAAACGCCUGAAUGCAAGGGCAUCGGAAUUCUCCAUGCAAUUAUUCUCGAAGUAUGGUUCAAUGCCUGUGGAUCAUCAGCCGCCCACAACCCCGACAGAAAAAGAAAUGCAGAGAAUUUGGAGUCAGGUGCUUAAGUUGAAGAGAAGUUGUAUUGGAAUUAAUGACAAACUUUUCCGUCUUGGUGGAGACUCAAUCACGGCUAUGCGGUUGGUGGCUAUGUUCCGCGACAAUGGUUUCAGAAUCUCUGUGGACGAGAUUUUUAAGCACCCGACAAUCUGUGAGCUUUCAGCGGUUGCAAGAAACAUAGCGCCAGAGGCUGCUCAGGAGACCAGAUUGCCUUUAUCUUUACUACCAAAUCACUUUCUCGUCGACGAAAUUCGACGAGAGGCAGCUGAGGAGUGUGGUGUUCUCUUGGAUAGCGUCGAAAAUAUUUACCCUUGUACUCCUUUUCAGGAAAGCUUGAUGACACUUUCCAUCAAACAGAAAGGAGCUUAUAUGGUUCAGCUUACUUAUCGAAUUCCAGAGUCAGUCGAUCUUGGGCAGCUCGAGAUGGCAUGGCGAAAUCUGCAUGCGCAUCACGACAUUCUCCGGACCCGGAUUAUUCAGAUAUUAGUUGAUUCGAUAUUUGCUCUCAUACACAACAACGCCAAUUCCAUAUGCCUAGUAUGGACGAUAUCUCAUGCCUUGUAUGACGGCAUCAUAUUGCCAUUGAUGUUCGAGAAUUUGGAGGAGUAUUAUAUAGGGCAAGUUCCAACGCGGACCGCACAAUUCCAACGUUUCAUCAAAAGUAUGUUAGACGUGGACCACGAGAGGGCCGAAGUCUAUUGGGUAUCGCAGUUACUGGUUGCUUCUGCGAAAGAAUUCUGCAAAAGGCCAACUCCUGAUUACGCACCCAUAUCCCAUCACAAGCUCAAGAAAUCCAUCAUCUUUACAAAGGAAAACGGUCUUAGAGUCACGAAGGCGAUCAUAGCAACUGUACCUGUGCGGAUGAAACACGAGGAUCAUGAUUUUUUGAUCGACUAUCUCGGGAGAGCUCAACAGCAAUCUGCCCAGAUGACCACGUAUGAGCAUUACGGUCUUCGAAGAAUUCGAGAGUGUUGCGGGGAGGCAAAAACUGCUUUGGAAUUCCAAACUUUCUUGAUUGUUGAUGGGAAGCCAGAUAGACGUUUCAUGCAGAGUCGUAUUGGGCUUGAGUAUUGUCCUAGUGACCAGAUAGACUUUUAUUCUUAUCCUGUAAAUGUUGAAAUCUUUCUGCAGGACAGUGGUGCCGAUGUGGAGAUCCAUUUCGAUGGUACUAUGAUUGCGCCCUGGCAAAUCACUCGGAUUGUCAGUCAGCUCGAGUUCGUCAUUCAGCAAUUGUGCCGAGCGGAUGUAACCAGUAGAAUUCGGGAUAUCGAGUAUGUCAGCGCGGCGGAUUUUAAAGAGCUUUACAAAUGGAAUUCAGAGGUCGGACCAGCUAUUAUGGAGACAUUGCAUGGCCUGGUCGAUGAAGCUGCUCAGCGAAACCCUCAGGGCAGGCUAUAG